This is a messenger RNA of Coregonus sp. 'balchen', 3033 nucleotides long. NCBI's taxonomy places the organism in Eukaryota, Metazoa, Chordata, Actinopteri, Salmoniformes, Salmonidae. The record is from the annotation of a GenBank genome assembly.
AUCCCUCUACUCUGCUUCCUGUUCCUCAUCCCGCUCAACUUCCCCUGGUCCCAGAUCAGUGUGACAUGGCUGGGUGUGGUCCACUUCCUGGCCUGCCUGUCCCCCCAGCUGGGCUCUGUACUCUACCACCUCUUCAUGAACCACGAGGGAGGAGAGCCCGUCUACCACACCCUCCUCACCCUCGACAUGUGCGGCAUCUGCAUGAUCAACACGCUGGGUAAGCAUAGGGGCUUCUGGGUAGCAACUAAAAGCUCUCUGUUCUCAUUGAUUCUUUCAUUCUCUCUCUCUACAUUGUUUUAUCUCCUUUUCUCCUUUCUCUUCCAGCCUUUUGUUUUCUGUUUACACUGUCUGGCACACUCUUUUUGUGCAAUCCAUUUUCAUUUACAUUUAUGCAAAUCAUCUUGAGUAUCCAAUAACCAAUUGGUCAUUCCAACAAUUCGGUGCCUUUUGAGAUGUGUAACUUGGUGGGGAAAAAAAGUUUGAUUUCACACUUUGUCAUGAAGAGCACAUGUAUAACUUAAUUUUUUUAAAAUAACAUUUUCCCAUCUCAUAAAAAAAUUACUAUAGUAAGUGCCUAUUAAGUGCCAAAUAAAGUAUUAUUAUAAUUAUUAUUAUAAUUAUUAUUAUUAAACCUUUAUUUUGACAGGGAAGUCAUACUGAGACUAGGGUCUUGUUUUCAGAUGAGCCCUGCAUAAAUACACCGUUCAUAUAUAGUACCAGUCAAAAGUUUUUAACACUUUUUCGGGUUACUACAUGAUUCCAUAUGUGUUAUUUCAUAGUUUUGAUGUCUUCACUAUUAUUCUGCAAUGUUUAAAAUAGUAAAAAUAAAGAAAAACCUUGAAUGAGUAGGUGUGUCCAAACUUUUGACUGGUACUGUAGAUAUACAAAAUUACAAAGCAUAUUAAGAAAAACAGACACAUUUAUCAACAUGGAGGUCUCUGAUCACAUCUCAUUUCAGAGCUCUCUGUGAGUUGUUCCACAUAAAGGGCGCAAAAAAACUCAAAGCAGCUUUACCCAACUCUGUGGAGACUGAAGGGGCCUCCAGUGUUAUCCAAGCCUGUGACCGGAUUUUUGUAAGUUUAAAUUGAAUGAAUAAUGAUAGUAGAUACAUAGGAAGUUUCUGCAUGAGUGCUUUGUAAAUAAACACAAGAGAAUGCUGCUGUCUCCUUACUACAAAGAGGCCCAACCCACUUUUUGAUACAAAACACAAUGGUGAGUUUUAUAACAUCACCAGUAAGGGCACAAUGGAAAACAGCAUCUAGUGGUUUAAGUGUAGAUGCUGUUCCAUGCAUAUAGAUAAUAUCCCCAUAAUCUAAAAUAGACAUAAGUGGCCUGGACAAUUUCCUUCCUAUUAUCAAAAGUCAGACAUGCUUUGUUUCUGUAAAAUAAACCAACCUUGAACUUCAACUUCUUCACCAGCAGUAACAGGGUUGACUGUAACAGAGGUGACAAUGUAAUCUUAAAUCAGCCAUAAAUCCCUUUGUGACAGGGGAAAUGGAAGCUUGUUGUGUGCAACAGGGAGGGGUAAUUGAAUGAAUGUUUAACAAAAACAUUUUAAUUGUUAAAACAUUUCUAGCCUGUCUAUAUGGGUCACAGGGUUGACGUGUUAUGCUCGACCCACUCAGUUUUACACCACAAAACACCAGAAAAUGGCCAAAAAGAGUAGAACCAGCUCACCUGCUUUUCGACGAUAAUUUGAUUAUUAGAUGUUCGAUGUUUCUUUUGAAAAAAAUAUUUAAAAAGGAGUAGUUUCACCAUCUUAAAACGAGAGUUCAUUUCACGUAACAGGGUUGACCUUAAAAUGAGGGAUAGGUUUUUUUUCUUCCUUGAAAUGAAUCACUAAUCACGUUAAAUAAAUAAUAAUCUUCAGAAAUGACUUUGUCAAAGCAACAAAAUAACUAGGGCUUUACAAUUAUCGUGAAAACCUUUAGAUAUUUUGGGGUUAAGUGGGUUGAAAUCUUCCUGGAAGUCACAGAGGGUGCACGGAGGGACAUGCUGAAUUUUGGCACUUUAGCAAGUAUUUUUUAAUCAGAUUGAUUGAAUUCUCCAUCUGGUCUAUAUUAAAGGGCACUUCAUUGAAUAUAACAGACUUUUAAAACAAAUCUAUAUUGGUGCACAAUUUCUACCUAAAAUAUCAAAGGGACGCAAAAGGCACUAAUUUCGUGGAAUGACCCCAAUACUGCAUAUGGUGUAUAGCCAUAAUGGAAUUAUAGUCAGUUGAGAGUCCAUGAUUCCACAAGGGAAGGGCUCCAUGGCUGGGUUAUUUAGCAUGGGUGUAGGCUAUAUGUGAGAAUGAGUAGCCUAAAGUUGAACUGCAUUCAGUAUAGUAUAUUAUGGCUAUAGAAUAUUUUUUAAAACAUUUUAGUCAUUUAGCAGACGCUCUUAUCCAGAGCGACUUACAGUUACUGAGUGCAUACAUUUUCAUACUGGCCCCCCGUGGGAAACGAACCCACAACCCUGGCGUUGCAAGCGCCAUGCUCUACCAACUGAGCUACAGGGGACUAUACUAUACUGUGUGCAUGAUUCUCUGGGAUGGGAAUAUCUGUUGUGGUGUAGUUUAAUGACUGACUGCCUCUGACUUUGUGUGUUGUGUUUGCCUCAGGAGCGCUGCCCAUCGUCUACAGCACCCUGCUGUGCUACCCCUUCACCCGCACAGUGGCUCUGGUCGUCUACAUCCUGCUGUCCAGCUACGCCAUCUACUCGGCCAUCACGGCGCGGAGUAGCGUUCGGCGCCUGCGGUCCUUUGCCUGGCAGGCCCUAUUCCGCUUCUCCUUCUUCCUGCUGCGCUGGGUGGGCGUGGGCGGCGGCAGCCCCACCUCGCUGCAACACUUCCUCACCAUGGACGCGCUGGCCGUACUGGGUGGGAUCAUCAACAUCGCGCGCAUCCCAGAGCGCUUCCGCCCGGGCCUAUUUGACUACUGGUGCAACAGCCACCAGAUCAUGCAUGUGCUGGUGGUGGGCUCCAUCCUCUACCUGCACUGGGGUGUGCUGGACGACCUGCUCUGGAUCAACAGCCACCACUGUCCCUCAGAC